AUGAUAGUGAUUAAAAAACUAUUUUAGAAUCAUGGAAAGAUCCUUUUUAAAUAGAUCCUCCUCCAGUAAUUAAUUAUUUUAUAAUCAUUAAUUUUUUUUUUAUUAAAGAUAUAAUCGCCAUUUAUAAUAUUAUAUAAUAAUAUAAAAUCUGAUUAUACAAAUGUAAUUAAAAAAUCAAUUUUUGAAUUAGGCUUUAUUACUGAUUAAUAAAUAUCAUCAGGAUAAAAGAUAUAUAAGGCUACAGAUACAUAAAGUUAUAUUUAAAUUGAUUUCAGAAGCUAACCUGGAUAAGCUUAAUGGGAUAAUUAAUUAGGAAUUAAAUAAGAAGAUAGUUCUUCUAUUUAAUCAAAUACACUAAUACCUUGUAAAGGAAUAUAAGGAAUUCUACCUAUUGAAGGUUCUUCUAUAGAAUGUAAUUAUGUUUUAGCCAAGUAUUCUUCCGUUUUGGGUAUGACUUAAGAAAUAUAUCCAUAAAUAUUUAUAAAGAAUUUCGUAAUACAUAUUCCUAAUAUUUAAAAUCCAUCAAAUGGAUCAAUGAAAACAAGUGUUUAAGUUCGAAUAAUUUAAAAUACAAAUAAUAUUAUUGAAAUAAAAAAUCAAUCUAUAAUAUAAAUAAACCUAUAAGACGAUUUAGGUUAAUUAGCCAUAUCACCAAAUUAAUUGACUUAUUCAAAUAAAAAAGUAGGAGAAAUAUUUAAUUUAAGUUUUUAAUUAGGACUAAAUGUAUAAGCUUAGAAUUUAUUAUUUAUUUAAUUACCUAAAUAUGAUAUUGGCUUUAUAAGAAAAGAUUAGGCUGUUUCUUGUUUAUAAAAUGAUUUAAAUCUUUAUUGUAUUCCUUAUCCUGGAACUGAUAUGAUAUUAAUUUUACUUUAAUAACCUUUGGCUUAAACUGAUAUUUUGUAAAUUAAUAACUUAAAAUGGCCCGAUUAUUAAAUUUUGUUCGGAAACACUGCUGGAUAAGAUGAAACUAUCAAUAUUUAUGAAACUGAUUAAUUAGGAGUUACUCUUUAAUAUGUAUUUUUUAAUAAUUUACCUUCUCCAAAUUUCGGCUCCGUAGUCGAAGGUUCUAUUACUAUACCUAAAAAAGGAUUUUCAUAUGUUGAUUGUUAUUAUGUUUUCAAAUUUAUAUCUGAUACAGAUAUUCCCGCUAAAAGUAUUAUAAAAAUAAAAUUUCCUGAUAUUUAUAAUUUACUUGAUUCUGAUCCUUUACCUGAAAUCUCUGUUUAAAGAUUAAUUGAUUAUAGUAAAUAAGAACCAUUAACUAUAUAAUCGACUAUAUAAAUAAUAACUAUAACAAAUAUGUAAAAACACAAUGCUUAUGAAGAAUUUUAUGUUACAGUAACUGGUAUUAAAAAUCCUUCAAGUAAUGAUUCUAGUGUAAAUUAAACUUGGGAUAUAACAGUAAUAAAAAGAAAUGAAUUAUUAGAUUAAGACAAUCUUGUUUUAUAAAAAAUUUCGUUUUUCUCUUUUGAUUUUACAGAACCUUUUUAAAAAGGAAAUAUUGUAUUUAAUUAAAUUGUUGCCUUUCCAAUGAAUGCAGAUGAAACAGCUACAUAUACAAUUGAAUUUACACCAAAUACUGAUAUACCUACAAAAGGUUAAAUUUAAAUCACUUUUCCAUAAUAAAAUUAUAAAACUCUUCCUUCUAACCCUGAUUGUAGAUUAAGCGGAGCUGUAAAUACAUUUAGUAGUUGUAGUUUAAGUGGGUCUACAUUUACAUUAAGAAUCGAAGAAAAAUAUAAUUCUGGAAGUGGCUCAAUUAUAUUGAAAAUAGCAAAUAUUAAAAACCCUGAUUAAGGACCUACUUAAGGAUUUAUCAUAAAAACUUUAUAUGAUGGUAUUUUUUUAGAUUAAACAGAUGAAAGUACGCCUAAUAGUAAUCGAAAUAUAAUUAUAUAUAGCAGAGCAUCUCCAAUAACAGUAAAAUCAGUAACGUUUGACCCUAAAAAUAUAAGCGAGGAAAGUACUUAUACAUUUAAAUUUAUUACAUAAGAUUAAUUAACAACUGGUAUGAAUAUUCUUUUUUAAUUUCCUUACGAUUAUGAUUCUUUGUUAGGAAGAAAUAUUAAUUGUAAAAUAUUAGGAGGAAUAAUAGGCAGUUAAUAUUUUUGCGAUAUAAAAGAUAGAGGUGUUUAUGUUAAAAAUUUCGAAUCAUAUGUUCCUUCCUAAGAAAAUCCAAUAAUAAUUCAAGUAAAUGGAAUAAUUAAUCCUAAUGUAGCUUUCGUAGAAACUGAUUGGAUUAAAAUUGCUACAUUAUAUAAUAAUGAUAAUAAAUUUAUAAAUUCAUAACCAUAAGCUUCCUCAGUAACUAUGUUUGCAUAGCCGGGUUGGAUUAAAGUCUUUUAAGUAUAACCUUCUCAUUAAAAAGUACGUUAUAAGGCUAGUUAUUAAUAUUAAUUUGAAUUAUUUAAAGUAGUACCCAAAUAAUAGUCUAAAGGGGCUAUUUAUGUCGAUUUCCCGAAAUAAUUUGAUAAUAUAGAAGAUAGAAGGGUCUCAUGUCAGACUUCUACGAAAGAAUUUGCAAUCAUAAUAAGCUGUUAUGUGGAAAGAAACCGUGUUUAAAUAGUUGGCAAUACAGAUGACUACAAAGGUGUGAUUAGUUUAAAUAUUAACCAGAUAGAGAACCCUACAGAAUAAGGUGAAUGUGAUAAUUUUUAUGUAAGAUCCUAUGAUGGUCAAAACUAAGUUAUUAUAGAUAGAAGCUUUGAUAAUUUAGACCCCUUUUAUUAUUCGUAUAUACUCCCUGGGCUUAUAAUUUCAAUAAAUAAUAAUAAAACAAUUAAAGUUUUCAGCGGAACACAAACUGAAGACCUUUUUGUAAAUUUUGAAGUUCCAGCUUAAUUGAAAUUAAUUUUAGUUCCAGAUACAGUUACUUAUAUUAAGGUUAUUCCUUAGACUAUUAGUGUAGAUUUGGGGUAGAAGUAGAUUAAGUUUAGGAUUUCUGCGCCUUAAUAGAUUUUAGUGGGGGUUUAUUAUAUUAAAUGGUAUAUUUUAAAUGAAUUAAUACCUCCUAUAUAUACUCCUUUGAAAAAAACAAGGGUAGAAGUCGAAGAUAGGACAAAUAUUCCAAUUUAUAUUAAUAAUAUUUUAGAUAUUCCAUAUGGAGGAAACUCUUUGGAUACAAAGAUUUAUAUUAAUUAUGCAUGUGAUAUAGCUUUUUAGAUUAAAAUUAAUUUCGAAAAUCAAUAUAAAGGAGUUAGCUUGAGUUCGGAUGUGAUAAAUUUUAAUAAAGGAUAGAAUUUUUAGUAUUUAAGGGUAAUUUCAGACAUUAAUAUUACGACAGGGACUGAAGUGGAAAGGGGGAAAAUUAAAUUUCAAAUCAUAGGAAUUGAUACUAAGUUUUAUUAAUUAGAGGUUAGCUCAUUGUAUUUUACUAUUAUUGCAGCUGAUACUGUCCCACCAGUUAUCACGAAACUAAACAUAGUUGAUGUAUAAAAAAAUAGCGCAGUUAUUAAUAUCAGGGUUAAUGAACCGGCUGGAGUUUAUUAUAUGGUGGCACUUAAUAAUACUUUAAAAGCGGAGUUUUAGGAAGUAUUUAAUAAAGGACCAGCUAUUUAUAAUACUACGUAGAGUUAAUAUGGAUAUUUUGUUGUAGAUAAGGAAAAUGUAGAUUUUAAAUUUAAUGUAGAAGAUUUGGAAGCUUAAACUGAUUAUUGUAUUUAAGUUUAUAUAUAAGAUAGGGGAGAAAAUGUUAGUAUUAUGAAAUAAAUAUCGUUUAAAACCUUAAAUAGAUAUAAUGCAGCUAAUUUUAGUUUGAGAUUUUAAGUUAGAUAAUUAUAUGAAAGUUAAAAAUAAGAAAUUUUAAGAGAAGUUUCUAAAACUCUUUCUAUUGAUAUUAAUUUUCUUUAGGAAUAAAAAUAUUAAUUUUCGAAUAAUUAAAUAUCAAGAUAUUUAUUAAAAAAAGAAAAUAAAUAAAAAAGAUAAUUAGAUGAAAUUGACGAAAACUUGAAAAUAUAAACAAUAAUGCACUUAUAAAUGUAUUCUGAUAGAUUUAAAGAAUAUUAUCCGUCUCCAUUUGAUUUAAUAUAGUCUUUAAAUAAUAAAUACGCAUAAUUAAAAGCUGUAUUACCUAUUAUAGAUAUCAAUUAUCAAAUAGUACCAAAUGAAUUUGAGAUAUACUAUCCAAGUUUUGUAAAUAAUCCUUAAUUAAUAAAUUCUAUUUGGAAUUAAGCUAAUUUUACAGUAAGAUUAAGUCAUCCAGGUUGGGUGUUUAUUUCUUGUGUUUCUUAAGAUAUAUAAGAGUAUCCUUCACCAUAUUAAAUAUAUGCAGGAUUAGACAAUCAUAAUAUAUUAGCUCCUAAUGGUAAAUAAGAAAUUACAGCUGCUUAUAAUUAUUUUAAUGUUACUGUUAAUAAUCUAAAGCCUUUAACUUAAUAUUAUGCAUAUGUAGUUGGAGGAAGUGCACAUCCAGGUUUUCCGGAUUUAAUGAAUGCUAAUAAGGUUUUUAGAAUUGAAUUUAGUACUAUUUAAUCACCCGAUGGUAAUUUGAAUAUAUAUUAAAUAUAAAUAUUUUUUUUUUUAGAUUUGCAUUUAGAUUUAAAUUUUGUUAAUAUUUUUGUGUUUAGAUUAUUAUAGUUUAUUUUGCUUUUUAAUUUAUGA
Ichthyophthirius multifiliis is the source of this 4599-nucleotide messenger RNA. RefSeq lists its product as hypothetical. The transcript has 9 exons. NCBI's taxonomy places the organism in Eukaryota, Ciliophora, Oligohymenophorea, Hymenostomatida. The record is from RefSeq and is a predicted model, not a curated record.